Molecule: messenger RNA, 392 nt
Organism: Strongylus vulgaris
Lineage: Eukaryota; Metazoa; Nematoda; Chromadorea; Rhabditida; Strongylidae
Source: the annotation of a GenBank genome assembly
AUGACUGGAGGUGAGGCGUUAGAGUAUUUUCGUGAGGAUCCCAACGCAUUUCGCUGUUAUCACAGUGGGUUUGCUGAGCAGGUGAAAAAGUGGCCAACGCAUCCACUCGAUAUCAUUAUAAAGUGGUUAAAAAUGCAACCAAAGCAACGCAUUGUGUUGGAUCUUGGAUGCGGAGAUGCCAAAAUUGCAGGUGUAGUGGGCGAUGUACAUAAAGUGCAUUCUUUUGAUUUGGUUGCUGUGAAUGACAAGGUAACAGCGUGCGACAUGGCGCAUUUACCUAUGGAAGAUGAUUCCGCUGAUAUUGCUAUAUUUUGUCUUUCUUUAAUGGGUACCAAUCUCACCGAUUACAUCAAAGAGGCGAGACGUGUGCUGAAGUUAGGGUAUGGCUGAAU